Molecule: messenger RNA, 525 nt
Organism: Trichomonas vaginalis G3
Lineage: Eukaryota; Parabasalia; Trichomonadida; Trichomonadidae
Product: RNA polymerase II transcription regulator recruiting protein
Exons: 1
Coding region: 1-525 (174 amino acids)
Source: RefSeq, a predicted model, not a curated record
AUGGAGAUCACAGAAGUUAAGGUCCACCCAAGAAGCAAAUUCACUAAGGAUGAUGAUGAGAAGCUUAUUAACAUUGUUUCCAGCUAUGGAGCAUCAGAUUGGUCUAAGAUCUCUGCUCUAAUGGGAAACAAAAAUCCCAGGCAGUGCCAAGACAGAUGGAACAAAUAUUUGUGCCCCAAUGUUAACAGAAGCCCAUUCUCGAUCCAAGAGGACCAACUCAUCCUCGAACUUUUUAACAGAUAUGGAGGCAGAUGGGUAUUGAUUGCUAAGCAUUUCAACAAUAGAAGCGAUGUCAGCAUCAAGUCUAGAUUCAGGGUACUUCAGAGAAGAAACGUAAGUGUUGAACUUUUAAGGAAUAUUCCACAGAUUAUGAAAACAAAGAAUAAAGUUCAAGAGAUCGACUCAUUCCUCCUACAGAGAAAAGAAGAAUCUUCUUCAAGCAUUCCACAAAGCCCAGCAACAGAAGAUGAUCUUUUUGAUCUCGGUUCAGACGACUUUCUCUUUGAUUCAAUUAUCUUUGACUGA